Vespa mandarinia (Asian giant hornet) is the source of this 630-nucleotide messenger RNA. It is a transcript of the gene PIG-S, whose product is annotated as phosphatidylinositol glycan anchor biosynthesis class S. The record is from RefSeq and is a predicted model, not a curated record. Lineage: Eukaryota; Metazoa; Arthropoda; Insecta; Hymenoptera; Vespidae. Gene Ontology annotation, cellular component: GPI-anchor transamidase complex. Gene Ontology annotation, biological process: attachment of GPI anchor to protein.
UUGUCAAUUAACCGAUAAAAAUAUUUCAUUUAUAAUUUCAGAAGCCUAUAAGCAGUGUAACCGUAGUACCACUGGUUGGAUUGAAAUCACGUGAUUGGGAAGUAGAUGCUUUGCUGCGAGUUCGUGCCAUGGAACAGUUAACUUCUGCUAAGUUAACAUUGCAAUCAUUAGCUCAACUUCUCACAGAGAUCAACCGUAUCGUUAUUACAGAUGUUGUAGGAAAUAGAAUAAAAGUUGCGUUAGAUUUGGUGGAACGUUCUGCUGAACUCCUUAGACAUGGUGAUCUUAUGAAUGGUUUUAUCCUCAGUAAAGAUGCAUUUAUUACUGCCGAAGAAGCUUUUUCCGAUCCAACUUUGUUAGCACUUCUUUAUUUUCCAGAAGAUCAAAAAUAUGCUGUAUAUACACCUUUAUUUUUACCGGCAAUGAUUCCUGUCUUGUUGUCUCUUAAAACUAUAUUACAAUAUUACAGAGGUGGAAAAACCGAUGCGAAAAAGGUAACUACUCAAAAUAAAACGAACAAAGAUUCGACGAAAGUAAGAGAUGAGAAAGUACAGUGAUAUAAAUUAUUUAAUAUAUUGAGAUCUACGAGCAAUUUUUAUUUGAAAUAAAGUAAAAGUUGAAGGGGUUCUU